CACACACUUCCACUUCCAGAAAAAACCGUCGACCAAACGGGGCCUCAACAAAGACACGCUGUGAACAUAACGCUCUCCCUCUCUUCGUUUUCCUGCUCUCCAAGGAAUCAGGAAGAACACAAAAAUCCCGAAAAAAUGCAAUCUUUCCUUAAUUAACUCCGAAAGCCCAUUAUUUUUUGAGCACCAAACAUCUCUUUAAUCUAUAUUUUUUUUCUUCUUUUUUGAGAUGAUGGGGUCAGGGAUAACACGAAAUCAAUGGGAAAUAAACAAUGAUAGCAAGGGGCAUGAUUUAUCAUCGAUGAUGGUUCUUCAUGGCAGUCAUGACCACGGUGGAUUGGCUGAGAGAGGAUUCUGUGAUGCACAGGUGCAACGACAAUCGAAUGGAGCAGCAGCAGCUGCAACAACAGCAACAGAUUGGAAUUUAGGGAUUGGAGAAAGAGUUUUGUCUGCUGCUGGUGCUGCUUUUCUGUCUGCUAUCAUUGUUAACCCUCUUGAUGUUGUCAAGACGAGGUUGCAAGCACAGGCAGCUGGAGUUGCGUACUCACACCCGCUAAGUAACAUUAUAAGUCGAAUGGCAUAUUUUGGGCCAACCAUGAUGUUUGCUGAUCUUAGGUGUUCGCCAUCAUGUACACGUGCUGGGAUUCAUGGAACAGUGUUGAUUUGUCCUCCAGAUUGUUUUCAGUAUAAGGGAACUCUUGAUGUUUUCUACAAAAUCAUUCGACAGUGGAAAAAUUUGCAUCUCAGAUGCAAUUCAUACAAGUUUGUCAUCGUGUUUGGUGAGGCAGUUGCAGUUUUCUAUGGCUUAAAGCACUAUCAGUUGUGUAAUUGGAGGAUGAAUUUGCAGGAAGGAUUUGCGAGGCUGUGGAGAGGUACAAAUGCUGGUCUGGCCUUGGCUGUGCCAACAGUUGGGAUCUACCUACCAUGCUAUGAUUUAUUUCGUAAUUGGCUGGAGGAUCUAACUGCCCAAAAUAUUCCUGGUGCCACACCUUAUGUGCCUUUGGUAGCAGGCUCAUUGGCACGUUCGUUAGCUUGUGCAACUUGCUAUCCUAUCGAACUUGCUAGAACCCGCAUGCAGGCAUUUAAGGCAACUCAAACUGGUAAACCUCCCGGAGUUUGGAAAACACUACUCGAGGUCCUCUCCCAUGUCAGAAGUACAAACAAUGUUCAAAACACAAGAGGCUACCGCUUCUUGUGGACAGGCAUGGGAGCACAACUUGCUCGUGAUGUUCCGUACUCAGCAAUUUGUUGGUCAACCCUUGAGCCAAUCAGGAGAAGGCUCCUAAGUUUGGUUGGCGAGGAAUCCAAUGGUUUGAGUGUCUUUGGAGCGAACUUUUCUGCUUCUUUUGUUGCAGGAAGUCUUGCUGCCGCUGCUACAUGCCCUCUAGAUGUUGCGAAAACCCGCAGGCAGAUAGAGAAGGAUCCUGUCAGAGCAUUGAGGAUGACUACCCGGCAAACAUUGAUGGAGGUUUGGAGGGAUGGAGGGAUAAGGGCACUGUUCACAGGUGUUGGUCCUCGUGUUGGUCGUGCCGGGCCAUCUGUUGGGAUUGUAGUUUCAUUUUAUGAAGUUGUGAAGUAUGCUCUACAUCACCGAUAUGCGACUUCAGAAUAAAUGGGGAUUGAUGUCCUCACAAGUUUUUUGGUUCUUGCGGGAGCAAUGUUUGGUGACGGCAUGGGAACAACACUUGACGUUGGAAAAACAGCCAGUAGUAGCUUAUGUGAAUAAUAUACAAGCAGAGAAGAAAUGCAGUUUAAUCAUGUUUUAGGUGCUUUUCUCGAGGCCUGGAAGAGGAGGAUUGAAUCUUUCUUUUGAUCAUCCAAUUUUGUCCAUAGCGUCUACUGCUCCAAAGAAGGAGAAAUUUUGAUACUUUGGGAAAUUCUCUCCCAGCAAAUUUUUUUUCUGAGUUGAACUCAGUUUACAAACUCUCUUCCAUACCUUCUUCCAUCUGUUUCUUACAUUUCCAGUUAGAUCACUAAAUAUACAAUCGUUGAGAAUUAUGAAGUGUGAACGGGAAGAACUCAGGAAUUUGAAAGAAUGUUCAUAUAUCGAACACAAAUGGUUAUGGCUUAUGAACUA
Molecule: messenger RNA, 2074 nt
Organism: Populus euphratica (Euphrates poplar)
Lineage: Eukaryota; Viridiplantae; Streptophyta; Magnoliopsida; Malpighiales; Salicaceae
Product: mitochondrial carrier protein MTM1-like
Exons: 11
Coding region: 227-1609 (460 amino acids)
Biological process (GO): mitochondrial transmembrane transport
Cellular component (GO): mitochondrion
Source: RefSeq, a predicted model, not a curated record